UAUUAUUUAAUUAUUAUAUUAUUUAAUAGAUAAUAGAAUAUAUACAUUUUUUUAUUAUAAAUGAUAACAAAGACCAUUGGGUAACUACUGAAUAAGAUACGUUUCAUUUUCAGCAACAUCUCCCACGCUUGUGCUAUGUCGGGGUUGCAACCCUUUUGCGACCAAUAACAAUUGGCGUCGAUGUGAAAUUUUGUGUCACGGGCGUGCCUCGUCGGAAUAGUUCGAAGAAAGCGACAUGCUCGGGCGAACGGGGUGGGCCCACGAUACGCCUUGUGACCCCUCGAUAUCGUUCGUAUCGGUUCUACAUCGGCUGUCCCUGCUCCUCCAACCGCGCUGACUUUCCACGAUGAUCGUUUGUGUCUCUUCCCUCCCUCUGCCUGCACUCGUGCUCCCUCGUGACAAAAGGGGCGAGAGCCCCGUGGCCGCAGCGACCGAUUAAUUCUCUACAAAGGGGCUGCGUAUCUCGCAUCGAGCCCUCGACAGGCCCCUCUAAACCCACCUACGGCCCUACUGCCAACGGCGUCCACGCUUUCAUCCCUCUGCAGCCCCGAUGCUUUACGAAGGACGAUCCUUCCCUCCUCCAUCCCUAAAGUGGAUUGGCUCGACCUCCAAAAAGGCCAUCGGUCGGGGGAAAUAUUUCUAUAAGUAUAAGAUCGGGGUGAGUCUAGAUUUGUAUUCAGUUACCAUUGAACGGCUCUUCCUGUCGUGUCGACUAUCCUAUUUCUAGUGCACGACAGCGAAGUCUUACGUGAUUCAAAGCGUAAAGUGUUCAACACAGUGUUAACAUCAUUGAUUCGCCUCAAAAUGUCCAAACCAAAGAGCACGGGUUUAUUUAGACCUUGGAACGAUUUAGAAAUAAAUAAAGCUUCCGGGAUCGCCGUCAUUGAUAACAAACUUCACAAUGUGCCAUGCAGGAAACAGGAAGACGACGAACAGAUUGUGUCCUCGACAACGUCGACAAAUCUGACUUUGAGCACCGUUGAAAUGUCCGAUGACUGCGAUGGCAAUUUCUUGGAUCAAGGACCGGCAGCUUCCUCGACGUUAACCGAUUGUCAUCGCACGCGGAUAAGCGAGUCUCCCAAUAACGUAGCCACCAGAAUCACGCCAACCUUCGAAGACACCUCGGUCAGCCACAUGCAAGAUAGAAGAAACAAUUCACAUAUCCUCCAUUCGGAACGAUCGAUGGAUUCGAUGAUUCCUGUGUCACGUGCAAUUUCCACUCGGAGUUCGGACGAGGUCGAUGGCUCCAGUGACGUUACCUCGCCGAGCUAUCUAUCGACGCUUAGAGAAUUUCGACCGUCGGAGGAUUUUGCUUCGAUUAUCGGGGCUUAUCCGAUGGCGAUUACGAAUUUCGAUAUCGUGGGACCAUGGGUCACUGAGUCGCGCGUAUCCGACGUUUCCAGGAUACAUUCCGAGUACAUCUAUCCUGGAGGAAAUCCUGGAUUUCAGUCCGGAAUCUAUUCUGGAAUUUUUCCUCUGAACCUUUAUAAUCAUUCCGUGGAAGAAGCGGUGCAAAUGGUACAUCGGCAGGACGCUGUCGCUAAAGAGAUAAAAAAGAUGCGGCCGAAGAAACACAACUGCCCGCACUGCAGCAUGGCAUUCAGUAACGGUGGUCAGCUUACCGGACACAUUCGGAUACACACUGGUGAGAGACCGUUUAAGUGUGAUGUUGAGUCCUGCGGAAAACGGUUUACCAGAAAUGAGGAACUGACGCGGCACAAACGAAUUCAUACUGGUGUUCGACCUUACUCUUGCAUCUAUUGUAAGAAGCGAUUUGGUCGUAAGGAUCACCUCAAGAAGCAUAUGAGGACUCACGAGGUACGCGAUUCGUAUCGCGUUUCGACGACGGCAUUAGACAUGAUUGCUUCUCUAAGUUAUCCAUUUCAACAAACUACCGAACUUUCGCCAUACCUCUAUCAGAUCUGACGUUGGAUUUUCGAUAAAAAGUUGAGUACAAUGAUCACUUUGACAAUAAAUAAAUUUAAUUUUUCUAAUGUUUGUUGUAAACAAGUAAACUAUCUUUUAAUGGCUAGAAAAUUUCGACAAGAAUUUUAAAAGGUUUUAAAUCAGCUAUCAGAAAGAGCGUUUAACAGAUUUUAAAUUUAUCAGAAAUUAGAUAUGUGAGAUCACAGACAAUAAACUCGACAAUCCUGAGUCAUUUGUUACGAUAAAUUUGUCGUUCGAAAGGAAAAAUAACGUGAGUAGGAAAUAGUUCCUAUUUACGUAAGAAAUCAAAUAUUUUGCAACUUAGUAAAUUAGAUAAAUUGCGAAUGUAGAGUUGAGAUUUACUUUUUCUUUCUCCAAAUACAGUGUCUAUAUUUGUAUAUAUAAUAUAUAGUGUAUAUACUUAUGUAUAUAAUAUAAAUUUUCUUAUUCUCUUAUAACAUUAUGUUCUCUUAACAAAUUUUGGCAAUCAUUCUAGUUAUUAUUGUUUUAUUAACUAUGACUCUAAUUCUAAGAAUGUUUUGUCAAAUUGCCUUAAAUCCUUCAGCCAUUUUGUCUUCCAAACUCUUACCGUAUUUUAGCCCGUAUAAUUAAUUAAAAUAGAUGACAUAUAUAGUUCUUUAUUAUAUGCUUUCUAUAGUUGUAAUGGUAUAUUUUGAAGAUAAUAUAUUAAAUAUGUAAAUAUAUGCAAAAUAACUGUAAUAUUUAAGGUGUAAAUAUUUAAAGACUGAAUAUAUUUAAAAAAUGCAUAUUUAAUAUGUAUACUUUAUAUAU
Monomorium pharaonis (pharaoh ant) is the source of this 2718-nucleotide messenger RNA. Its product is annotated as transcription factor YY2. NCBI's taxonomy places the organism in Eukaryota, Metazoa, Arthropoda, Insecta, Hymenoptera, Formicidae. Gene Ontology annotation, molecular function: DNA-binding transcription factor activity, RNA polymerase II-specific; RNA polymerase II cis-regulatory region sequence-specific DNA binding. The record is from RefSeq and is a predicted model, not a curated record. Gene Ontology annotation, biological process: regulation of transcription by RNA polymerase II. The coding region runs from base 805 to 1926 and encodes 373 amino acids. Gene Ontology annotation, cellular component: nucleus. The transcript is spliced from 2 exons.